Molecule: messenger RNA, 2198 nt
Organism: Brassica oleracea var. oleracea
Lineage: Eukaryota; Viridiplantae; Streptophyta; Magnoliopsida; Brassicales; Brassicaceae
Exons: 7
Coding region: 162-1916 (584 amino acids)
Molecular function (GO): protein binding
Source: RefSeq, a predicted model, not a curated record
CAAAUUCCAAAUAUGGUCCGUCACACUAAUAUUUAAAAACAUUUCGUUCGACUCUAUCUAUCCCUAGUGAGGUGGCAGAAACCGCUACAUGUGAGAAAGUGAUUGGAGGGGGGAAGUGAAACGACUAGAGGGAAAAACAUCAAUCAAUCCCCACACUUCUCAUGAUCGGUCGGGAAGAGGGAAACGGAGGCUGCGCUAUGGAGAUGGCGGCGGCGAUGAAGAAACGAAGAAUGGAAGAAGAAGAUAAUCCAACUCAAAUCCCAGAUGAUAAAGAAGGUCUGUUAGAGUUCAUGGACCAGCGUGCCAAGUCAAUCCAACUCUGUAAAGACCAGAUUUCAAUCCUCGAGAGAAAGCUUGCUGAAGAGAGAAAACUGAUGGAAGAUGCGGAGACCAAGUUUUUACAACUUGAUCGUGUUGAAAGUGAUACCUUUUCUAAGGCAAAACCAAAGGUGUCUGGUAAAACAGAGUUCUGGAGCGAGGGAGAUAAGGUGAAUACAGCCAAUGGAACCUCGACUUCGCAUGCGCGUGGUGAGAAGAUGGAGUAUGAAACCUCUACUCCACAUCCACGUAGUGAGAAGGAUCCUUCGAAGUUGCCGUCCAUUAUUUUACCGCCUUCUUUCAAGAGGAAAGUUUCUGCUUCUGUCAGAUCAGAAGUGAGUCAGAGCGCACAAGCUCAACCAGCGGUUAGAAGGAGUUAUAGUUUCCCAAGGGAAGAAGCCAAGAGAUCUCAUUCCACUAUAUCUAAUGGAGUGGUUAGGGAAGUUCAAGCUCGAGAUAGCCACACUGAUAAGGGCUUUGCGAAGCCAAGGAUCAGAGUUUCUUCUAACAUUUCUGGACAAGCUCGGCAGGAAAAGUCUGAGUUCAAUGGAAAUGAUGAGUUGAUAGCGCUUAUAGGUAGGAGCUCUUUGCGUCCCACAAUCAAAAGCCGUGCCGUAGCUAUGCUACCAAGUUGCCACACCAAAAGAAUGAGAAGUGUUGCUGUUUCUCUUUCAAACCGUGAUCUUUUUGCCACAAGUGCAUUGGAUUGUGUGGUUCAUUUUUGGAAGCUUCAUUCUAAUAGGUCCUCACCUACACUGUUUAACACCGUUAAUCGGGUAGGAUUAGAUCAGAAGAGAUGGGCAGAAGAUAUAGCUUGGCAUCCUCACAGAAGUGAACUUUUCUCUGUGUAUACUGCAGAUGAAGGUCAUGCUCAAGUAUCAGCCUUGUAUCUAAACGAAGCUAGAGAGAGUUGUGAGUCAAAAUUUCUGAAAGACAGGCCUCACAGCAAAGGACUCAUCAACAGAAUCAUGUUUACACCGUGGGACGAUCCUUGUUUCAUCACAAGCGGGUGUGACCACGCGGUAGUGCUAUGGCGCGAACAACAACGCGAGCGCAACGCAUGGAAGUCGAGGCUUCUGCAUAAGGAUUUACACUCGUCAUCCGUGAUGGGAGUCGCUGGAAUGCGCCACAACAAUCUCGUCUUGUCAUGCGGAGACGACAGGAGAUUCGUCGGGUUCGAUGCUCGAGCAGAGAAAACCACGUUUCAGCAUAAACUAGACAACAGAUGCACAAACUUGCUGCCAAACCCUCGUGAUGUUAAUCUUGUCAUGGUUCACACAAGGCAGCUAGACAGGCAACUUCGGUUGUAUGAUGUGAGAUUGCCUCAGACGGAGCUGUUUUCUUUUGGGUGGAAGCAAGAGAGCAGCGAGUCGCAGUCUGCUUUAAUCAACCAGUCUUGGUCUCCAGAUGGUUUGCACAUCUCGUCUGGCUCUUCGGACCCUGUGAUCCAUAUCUUCGAUAUCCGGUACAAUGCGCCGAGCCCGUCUGUGUCGAUCAAGGCUCAUAAGAAAAGGGUGUUCAAAGCUGAGUGGCAAUCUUCUCAGCAACUUGUCUCCAUCUCGUCAGAUUUAGAAAUUGGGAUUCACAAGCUAUGGUGAAAAGCUGGUAAAGGCCUUGCGUCAUGGAAACAACCUGAUGACUUUGUAUUUAGGAGUUGCGUAGUUUGAGUCCGGGGUCUGAUGACACUGGUAUGUUUUAACUUUUUUUGGUACAUAUGGAAAAGUUGUAGCUCUCUCUCUCAUUUCGCGGGUCCAUUACAAAGUUGGAGCCAUUUAGAUAUAUUUCAGCUUGUCUCUUGUCUAAAACCUGAAUAGAAUCUCAUUUUCUUAAACUCUUAAACAUUGUCCAUAGUUAGCAUGAAGAAGAAAGAGUGCAGAAUC